UUUCGCGACUAACUAAGUAAGUUACGGUAUCUUAUUACGUGUAACAUUAACAUUUUCGCUUUGGAAAGGUAUCAGAGGAGAAGGUGUUGUGACGUCAUAUCGACCUUACCAUGAACAUACUGGCACUAACGGCCUAACGUUGCAUGUAUCUCGCGGUAACCAAAUGUAGAUCUGUCAAAUGGGUCUAAUGUGUUUCAAGUUUUGUUAGGUUAUUUUCUUUGCCGCCUAAUAAAUUAAUUUGCGUUCUGAGACUGAUUGAGUGUUGAUGGUGCAAUUUUAUAUUAAUUUUUGAAAAAAAAAUGUGUUCGUCAACAGAAGACAUGAUAGUUGAACCAGAAGCUAAUGAAGAAGAGAACUUGGUGGAGAUUUCUAUAAAUAGUAAGGGAGAAGACUACUCGUGUGUAGUCCCAUUACAUAUUGCCCAGAUUCUAUUAAAUGAUCAGGAACGAGCCGAUGCGUUUAUCGAAGACCAUAUUGAAAAUGUUACAAAUAAUGGAAACGACGACGAUAUUGAAAAUGUUACAAGUAAUGAAAACGACGACACACAACUUGCGAAUGUUUGGUAUACCAAAAGCAGACCCACAGUAAAAUGUAUGACUGCCACCAGCAAAUUGUUGGAGCUUCGAUUAAGAUUAAAAGACAACUUUAAUGACAAAAAAACUCAUAAGGAAACCUUAUGGCAACAAAUUGUCAAAGAAAUGCGCGAAACAGGGUUUAAUGUGGACGCAAAAAAAUGUAAACAAAAAUUCGCAAAUUUGCAGAAAACUUAUAUUAAGUGUAAAGACCAUAGGCGCAAAACAGGCACUGAGCGAAUUAAUAACCCCCCAUUUUAUUUUGAGCUGGAUGCGAUUUUAGGGGAGAAACAUAAAUGUCAUCCUCAAAAUUUACAAGACACUGAAGGUGAAGACUCCAGUACUAGCAUUUAUGACGAUCCCACACCAAGUACAAGCAGUACUACCAUGGCAAGCACUGAUAGUCAAGUAAAGGAAAAGAUAGGCAUUAAAAAUCGAUUUAAGAAAGUAAAGCAUGGUAUUAAACCAAAAACAUCCAACCAAAUAUAUCUAGAAUUCUUAACAAAACACUUACAACAAGAAGCACAGGAUCGCAAUCAGCAUUUUGCAGCAAUGCAUACGUUGUUCACAGAGCAAACUCGUCAGAGAGACCGAAUGCUGACAAUCCUAGAGAAAAUGACCAAAAAACGAAAACGCGAAAUGGAUUCCAGUGAAGAUGAAAAUUAAAACAGAAACGAUUUUAAAGACAAUGUUAUUUCCUUCGUUAGAAUUUAUGUUUUGUUGUUUUU
Messenger RNA from Zophobas morio, 1300 nucleotides. RefSeq lists its product as uncharacterized. The transcript has 5 exons. NCBI's taxonomy places the organism in Eukaryota, Metazoa, Arthropoda, Insecta, Coleoptera, Tenebrionidae. The record is from RefSeq and is a predicted model, not a curated record. The coding region runs from base 300 to 1238 and encodes 312 amino acids.